UGUCAUUUGAUUUUCAAUAUAAUCUCUUUGUUUUAUGAGUACACCAAUUAUUUAAUCUUACAUGUUUUCCUAUUUCCUAAUACAAUAACUACAAAAAACCGAAACGAUUUUAUUUCAAACGACAUUUCUUAAUGUACAAUCUGGCCUUAAAUUCGUGAGGGAUGAUGAACGUUUUCAAAUCUAUGUUCGGCGUCUGCAGUGGCUCCGCUGAGAAAGGAGAAGUCCACGAUACCAUCAAACGGGUGUUCGGAAACGAUAUGGUCUUGAAGGAUAAUGGGGAUCGUCAGUCGCAGAGAAGUAAAUACAUUAAUCAUGUACGUGAAGCCCUGCCUAAGAUGUUGGAAGCGAAAUCAACACAAAAGCCGAAGUCUUCGAAGAAACACGUCCCAAUCGUGAUUGACGCCAGCGAAACCACAGACGACAGAAUUGGUCGCAUCGGACCGAAGCUGGUUGUUUUUGAUGCGUCUACAGGGACAGGUCGCUUAGUCCUGGUCGGGGACGAGAGAGUUAGCGUUCAGGGGAUGUCAAGCUUCGCAACGAUCAGGGCGACCGCCUGCGUGUACUCUGCCAAGUGGAUGUAUGAAGUGCAACUAGGGACCAAAGGAAUAAUGCAAAUUGGCUGGUGCACCUCAUCCUGCAUGUUCUCCAUGGACACAGGAGUUGGAGACACAGCUCAUUCGUACGCGUACGACGGGAGCAGAGUCAGAAAAUGGAAUGUCGCGACGUCCGCUUACGGUCAACCGUGGUUAUCCGGUGACGUCAUAGGGGCGUGUAUAGACUUGGAUAGAGGUCUUAUGGAGUAUUACAGGAACGGUGUGUCGCUGGGCGUGGCCUUCGACAAGGUGACCCACGGAUCCGGCCUCGCUUAUUUCCCGGCCGUCUCCUUAGCUAUGCAGGAACAUUUGUACGCCAAUUUCGGACACGUUCCGUUCGUGUUUCCCGUGGAAGGUUUUGCGCCCAUACAAGCACCACCGACGCGUGAAUGCAUGAAAUUUGCAUUACUAUUCAAAUCCUUGGACGCGUUAGUGGAUGAACUAUCGCGGCCUUCGGAUUUGAAGUCUGGCGUUACGGCUAAGACUAGCAAGGUGAAAUCUGAAACUUCAAGGGUCCAAGAAGAAGAAGUAGCUUUACGGAUUCACAGUUCGCAGUCAGCGUACAGUCCUCGACCGUCGCCCCAUUGUAUUGUAGACGCACAAAGCUCGGAAUUCAAGAAGAUGUCCAAAAGGGCAUUCCUCAUGUCUCUCGCACGGAUCGUGGUAUUGGAACUGGGUACGGUGCUCCGACUGUCAUACGUCGUUGUGGCAGAAUUGCUUCCUAGACUGCGUGGCGCUUUAGGCUUCAGAAGCAGAAGCAUUCAAGUUGACCACCAAGCUGCCGAAUACUAUGCUUCAUGUAGGGAUGACGGAUUUAUUGGAUUAUCAUCGAAAUUACUGUCACAGCCACAGCCUCGCCUCUGUUUGUUGUUGGAUUUGCUGUGGACGUUUCUAGAUGAAUCGGCGCUAUGCGACGCUUUUGAACACUGCGUCGUUCGGGAAUGUCUACUUUAUGAGCUGGUCUCGCCUGAUAUCUACUUUAACCAACAAACGGAAGGGGUGUACUCUCUCUGCGGUUUGAUGCAGCAUACGGAAACCAGACACCACCUUAUCAAAUACGUGUUCUUCAACAAAAUAACUUUCGAUAACUUCCUGAACAUCAAAUGUCCAGAUGACAACGUCCUCCGUUCCAUCGUAAGGAAGCCGUGGUGGCAAAGACCUACUUCCGUGCAAGGGGAAACUGAUCCUCGUGUUGUCGAGGUCGCAGAGAAAGGGAUGAUCGAAUAUUCUCCGUUUGCGCCAACCUGCUCUGAAAAAAUAUCUAAAUUCCUGUCGACAUCUCGAGAUGACUCCAGAAUAGAAGCUCAGUACAAAGAAGAUUGUGAUAAGAUUACAAAAGCUGUUGCACCUUUAGAACAAUUACAGUUGGAGUUCUUGCUGAUGCUUUUGGACAACACCGACGGAACGAACAUGGUGCCUUCCACAAGGAAGAUAUUCGUCGAGAAAUUUAGGAGAUACGUACUGGACAACUGCAUAUUGGAUAUGAGACUCUUCAGUAUAUCGCGGAACUCUCCGUCUAUAUCAUGGUGCUGUCACGCCAGGCUCUUGACUGCCAUAUUUAAAUUGUGGAACGAACAUCCCAUUGGGAAUCCUCAUUUACCCCCACACCUUCCUGCGCGGACUUUUAUUGAUGGCGAACUAGACUUCUAUAAUGUUGACCGUUUGGGCGGAGUCCUGCCGUUCCUUGUCAGGACUCUUAGACAGGAUCUGAUCAACAUCUUGGGAGAGGAGAAUCCUUUUGUUCAGAGCUUCGAACCUCACUACAACAGGGCCGGAGGUGUCGAUACAGGUGUCAGCGAUAUGACGGCCGGGUCACCAGGACUCGCCACUUUGCCACAAGUGAUCUCCUCCAUGGCAAGGUUUUUGCAUCAACCAAUGCCGCUUUUACCGAACAGCAUACCAAUAGGUGAGACAGCACUAGCAAUGAAGGGUACUAGGUCAAUGAUGCCGGGUGCCGGCCCCAUUGACCCCAGCACCGCCCUUUCGCGUUUAAUGGACGGUCUACUGGCGAUGUACCAUGGUGCUGCCAUCAAGCACGCUGAGAAGUUAUGCGAACUUAGGGAUAGCCAGCUGGACAUGGCCGAUUGUCUGCACGAUAUUGAGCAACGAAUCUGGACGGUGUCCAAUGAACUUUGUCGGAAAGGUAAUGAUAGCCUAUCAGAGGAUGAGAAAAUCAAGAAGCUAUUCAUGGAGAAAAUUUUGAAAGAAUUGGAAAGAUCUAAAAGUGUUUACGAGGAAAAGUUAGAAGCAAGUGCUUUACAAAUGGCGUGGGUGAUUGGAGCUGUGUGGACUAAGCAAAGACAGUUGGAAUUGUCGAGACACUUUGCUGGGACACUGCAUUCGCUCAGGGUGGCUUCCGAUCCAGAUUACGCGGCUCAUGUACAGGUAGCAAGUAAAGAAAUACUUCCAGGCAAGAGUUCUAUCCUCGGAGGCGCUAGUUAUGAUUCAUUGCAACUGGAAUACAGCUCUAGCUCGGACAUGAGUCCACAGAGUCCAACCUCCAGAACAGCAACUCCUCGUUUAAGCUCCAACAUUCAAAUGGGCCCAUCGAGUCAAGAAUCUCCAGAAUUCUCGGAGCCUCUCUUCGCCUUCGUUCCGGAGUACCACGUAGACGCAAUGCUUGAACUGUGCAAUACUUUACGUCUGUACAUGCAUCCGACGGUUCCCGUGCAGCAGAUACCUGAUUGGGAAACACAGGUCGUAUCGUGCGCUGCGUUCCUAUGUACCGAGUUUGCGGAUUCGAGAAUUGUGUUGGCCAGCACCAGAGAGUCCUUAGUCCAGACUUUAGCGUCGUUCGCGACACAGCCAGCUACAAUGAGGGCGAUAGAACGAGUUCCUUUCAAACAACAAAUGCGUAUGAUAGAGGAGUUGCUCCGUCCAUACCAGAACAGGGCAUGGGCGCAGUCCAACUGGGUCCUGGUCAGAUUCUGGCACGGCACUGGCUUCGGGUUCAAACAUCGACAAUGGCCGCAUUUAGCUGCUAAGUACGGCGAUAGAGAGCCUACAGUUAAUAAUUUGGGCGCGAAAGUUGAUGCCGGUCUGAUGAGCCAAUGUUUCGGUCCAUGUCCGUCCGAGGUCAUACAAGGUAGGAUCAGGCAAUAUCUAUUAUCGAAUCCUCCUGAAGCGGCAGCCUUCCUGAAUUCGCUGCUAAGUCAAUUGAAUUGGGCGUUUUCCGAAUUCAUUACCAUGAUGCAAGAGAUGGAUAGAGUUACCGUGGAUGCUCAGCUGGAACCGCGUCAAAUAAAGCUGUGUGCGACCUGCUUCGAUCUGUACCACGGACUGGCUCGAGCGCUGGAGAUGACGUUACGUCUGGCGCCCGUCCUUACGACGAAGUCUGAGGCUUGCGACAACCAGAACGAACUGCUCCUCGGUCGGACCUGUCAGAUUCUGAUGGCCGUGGUGUCUCGAGUGUGUAUUCGUGGAGGCGGGGGGGCCAGCUUCGCGCGUCUUAUAGCGCGCGGUCUCCCUGACACCGACAGGGUCCAUUAUUACGUAGCCUUGGCUCCCGUUGCGGGAUGUCUCUUAGGGCUACUAGAGCCGAAAUUACCACCGGAGCACUUAGAUAAAGUGACGAAAGCGCUGAUAAUGGAACCGUUGUUCCGCAUUGACGGUCUAGACUUCAUGCUGGGAAAAACCAAGGACAAGAGCUUCUCCUUUUACCGAUAUCCGGAAGACGUGGCAGCGUCAGACUUGAAAGCGUUGGAGGUAGCGGUAGACCGUCUGCGAGUGGCACGCGAUAUAGUAACGAGGGCGCGGUCCCCGGGCUCCAGUGGGGCGCAGUCCGACUUGCUCUGCACCAUAUGCUACGCGAGACCCGCCGACACAGCCUUCGUGCCGUGCGGACAUCAUUCUUGCAGAGCCUGCGUAAUGCAGCAUCUGCUCAACAGCAAACAAUGUUUCUUCUGCAAAGCGGAAAUCGAUACAGUCCAAGAAAUCGAGCCGGCUAACAAUUAAUUACACACUUUUGCACUGUGGAUGCGUCUUCAAGAGUUCUGUUAAUAAAGGAAUAUGAUACUUUACAA
Messenger RNA from Bombyx mori (domestic silkworm), 4615 nucleotides. RefSeq names its product E3 ubiquitin-protein ligase RNF123. The record is from RefSeq and is a predicted model, not a curated record. Gene Ontology annotation, cellular component: cytoplasm. Lineage: Eukaryota; Metazoa; Arthropoda; Insecta; Lepidoptera; Bombycidae. Gene Ontology annotation, molecular function: ubiquitin-protein transferase activity; protein binding. The coding region runs from base 162 to 4547 and encodes 1461 amino acids. The transcript has 36 exons.